Toxotes jaculatrix (banded archerfish) is the source of this 1754-nucleotide messenger RNA. It is a transcript of the gene egfl7, whose product is annotated as EGF-like-domain, multiple 7. Gene Ontology annotation, biological process: anatomical structure development. The transcript has 9 exons. The record is from RefSeq and is a predicted model, not a curated record. Gene Ontology annotation, molecular function: calcium ion binding; signaling receptor binding. Gene Ontology annotation, cellular component: extracellular region; cell surface. Bases 363 to 1247 code for a protein of 294 amino acids. NCBI's taxonomy places the organism in Eukaryota, Metazoa, Chordata, Actinopteri, Toxotidae.
GCCAGUCGACUCACAGGGAGCACCUCGAAUCAACCGCGAGGUUUUUAUUUGAAGCCGCCAACAAGAGCUUUAAAAGAAACUGGCACCAUGGAAGAGCCCUACAGUCCACUGGUCCGGCGGCUCGCGCCCAUGGCCGCCGCUCAGCCUGCGCGCGCACACGCACCUGAUGACCCCAUACUGCGAGGGUAGCUGGAGUUAUCCUCCUGGAGGAAAGCGUACGCAUUCAGCGCGAGGAGAGACAUUGGCCGCUCUCCACGACUCCCCCUCCCCUCCUCCCCUUCAUCCUCCCCUCCUCUUCCCUCCGACUGGCACAGAGAAGAGUGUGAGAGACCGAGCGAGGGAACGUGGGAAAGAGGAAGACGAUGUACCAAACACUGCUUCUUUCCUCCUCCCUCUUCAUCCUUCAUGUGAUGGGCACUCCCCAGUUCCUCGCUCACCAUGGGAGGAGGGUGUGCGGCCGAGACCUCCACCAUAGCAUUGUCAUGGCAACAGAGUCCUACGUCCAACCGGUGCACAAGCCCUACAUCACCCUGUGUCAGGGGCAUCGCCUCUGCAGCACUUACAAGACCGUGUACUCGGUGGCGUACCGGCAGGUGAGCAGAGUGACGUCUCCUUCGCAUUUCUACCCAGAGUGUUGCCCGGGCUGGAGGAGGUUUCACUCUCACAACUGCAACCAAGCUGUGUGUGGACAAGCCUGCGUGAAUGGAGGUACCUGCUUAAGACCCAACCAGUGUGCUUGUCCGCUAGGCUGGACAGGCCACCAGUGCCAAACAGACGUGGAUGAGUGCAGCGAGCAGCAGCCGUGCGCUCAGGAGUGUGUGAACACCGCUGGCAGCUAUCGAUGCACGUGCAGAGACGGCUUCAGGCUCGCCGGAGACGGCCGCACUUGUCAAAGCCUUCCUCCUCCUCUUCCUCCUCCUCCUGCCACGCCUUCGCCCCCCACCCAGACCAGCCAGACGACAGCGGGUGGUCGCACUGAUGCAGGUACAGGAAGGAUCGGCCUGGUGGAGAAUGUGACGGAGGAGGUGCAGAGUUUGAGGAACAGGGUAGAGCUCCUGGAAAAGAAGUUGCAGUUGGUCUUGGCCCCCUUCAGCAGCUUCUUCCCACUGUCAUUGGAUGAGGGCAUGUCGGAGAAAACCACCUUGCUGUCCCACUCCUUCCAGCAACUGGACCGCAUCGACUCCCUUAGCGAGCAGAUUGGCUUCCUGGAGGAGCGCCUUGGCACAUGUUCCUGCCAGGAAAAUUAACCACAAAUCACGGCCAUCGUUAUUUUCAGACAUCUCCCGCGAAGUUAGUCAUGACACAAACCUGCCAGAGAUUGUACGCACCAGAGCGGCUGGUGUGCGUAAGAAAAGGGAAGGCGGAAGGAGGAAACGGCGUCUGUCCUUCCCACGAUCGUGGCACGAAUCGUCUGUCGAUUUUUCACUGUUCCCAACGGGUUCAUUUUACUUCUCCUGUUGAAUCACUGUCAGAUUCUUGAUUUUGUAACAGUACCUGUGGCAGGGUCAGUUUCACAAUUACAUCAUCCACGUAACAGCUAAACCAAAUCCCCUGGGGGUCAAAGGUUAAACUGGCCACUUUUGUUUCUGGGUUUGUUUUUGCAUCAGUGCAGCUGUGUCCUCUGUCUGAGCCCCAGACGUGGACAUCUGUAUUUAUCUAUUUAAAUUAUGAUUACCUUUAGUUAUUUCUCAGUGCUCCAAUAGACAUUUUUACCUAGUUUUGUAACAUUUUGUAAUAAAAAGUCUUAAUCAAAA